CGAAUGGUUCGGUUACCUGGAGCAAUCUGGUUCUAUUAAUCGUGCGAGGCCGCCUUUGCUUGCGCCCCCAAUAAGCUCUAGAGUCAACCGCAUCACUGGAAAUUGAUCAAACAUCCUCAGGCCCUAGGGAUAAGUAUAGUUGAUUGGAAAGACAUGGCGCAAUCCACGACUCUUUGCCAGGCCCGUCGCCGGCUGGUUCAUCAAUUGGCACGAGCGCAGCGCCGCGGCUUUGUGGCCUCAUCCCGAUGCUACAAAGCCACCGCCGCUGAGGCCGCCUCUCAUCUUCUUGAGAAUUUCGCCGAAAAGUCUGUUGUUCGGCGACAGUUUAUUGACGGAAACCAGCUCCAGAAGUUGCUGCUUACGCUUGGUCAAACAUCCAUUCAAGGUGCAGACGUUUCUGAAGUCCCCCCAGUUGCCGGAACGCCAGUACCGCAAGGCUAUCACCUUGCUUACUUUACACCCAAUGGCACGGAAAAGGAGCUGGGAGCAGAUGGUACUGACCGGACAUUCAAUGCGUCGGCUCCAUUCACGCGGCGAAUGUGGGCUGGUGGAAAGAUGAAGUGGCCAGCUCCGUCCAGCGGUGCCUUGCUUCGCGUUGGAGACGAAGUCGAGGAGCGAACACGCCUUGUCAGUGCUACAGCCAAGAAAAGCCGAUCUGCGGGAGAAAUGGUCUUAGUCGAGGUGGAAAAAGAAUUCUGGGGCCCCAACGGGCUUGCUCUUGUUGAUCAGCGGUCCUGGGUCUUUCGACCUGAAAUUGACCCCGAGACUGCACCCCCAGCUCCGGAGCCCCUUGCAGAUGUUACUCGGGGGCCUUCUUUAACGAAGGACUUUACCAAUAAUGGCGAUGACUUCCUCACUCGAGAGCUUCGAUGGUCUCCUACCGGCCUCUUCAGAUUCUCGGCCCUCACCUUUAAUGGUCAUAUGAUCCACUACAACGAAGGCUGGACCCGGAAUGUCGAGGGCCAUGCUGGAUUGGUAGUCCACGGCCCGCUAAACCUCAUCAACCUCCUGAACUACUGGAAGGAUGUUCAUGGUAAUGGCGAAGGCCCAAGCAGUAUUUCAUACCGGGCAAUGGCACCACUAUAUGCCGGCCAGACGUAUCACAUCAAAACUUCGGAUGUCAGAGAUACUGACAAUGGCAAAGUGUGGGAUGUUGUUGUUGAGAAGGAUGGAGUUGUUUGCAUGAAGAGCGAGAUCUCGAACCAAAAUUGAUGUACAAUCCAGUGAUGGCACAACAUACAAAGCUACCAUGACGCUCUUUGGUGAUGUUAAAUGAAGAAAGGCCAACCUGAUAUAGAUUACCCAGUAUCAUAUCCCUUGAUUUACUACUCAAACACCGUGAUAUCAAUACCACACAGCCGUGCC
Molecule: messenger RNA, 1365 nt
Organism: Ilyonectria robusta
Lineage: Eukaryota; Fungi; Ascomycota; Sordariomycetes; Hypocreales; Nectriaceae
Exons: 2
Coding region: 154-1212 (352 amino acids)
Cellular component (GO): mitochondrion
Molecular function (GO): (3R)-hydroxyacyl-[acyl-carrier-protein] dehydratase activity
Source: RefSeq, a predicted model, not a curated record